AUAAAAAGCAACUCAAUGCAAAGGCAAAGGCAAAGGCAAAGGCAAAGCUUCCAACUUUUCAAAAGCCUAAACAAAUCGUAACAAAAUGGGGCUUCAAUUUCGUCAUCUUCGCCUCAAUCUUCUCUUCUGUCCGCGUCCUCUUUCCCUCUAGGGUUUUCUUCACUCUUCUCUACAGUUCGUACGCUGCUGUUUGUUUUUUUUUUUGGUUUUCUUUUUUAUUUCUCUCUCUUGCCCCAAUCGAACUCUCCGGAAAUCAAUCUGCCCAUCGGGUUCAGUUUCUCCGGUGCGUUCUAUUUAAUUACUACAAUUCAUUUUAUUUUCUCUCUCUGUCUUUUUAUUUUUUGUGAUUUGAGGGGUUUUGAUUUUUUUUUUGUUUUUUUAUUUUUGGAGUUUUAGUUCUGAGACUGAGUUGAGAUUACGAUUUUACUCUACCUGUUUGGUACGUGAGAAAAAGUUGGAAAAUUGAAAGGAAAAGUUUUCAGUGACUUUUCGGGAAGUUCAGUGUUUUAGAUCGUUUCUGCCUGCUCAAUUAUUGCUUUUGAUUCUCGGAUAUGUGAUUUUCGGUUCUUAGAUUCGGUUUAGUCUCAGAUUUUGAGUGUUCUGUUUGGUUGGUGAGAAAAUGUAGUAAAAAGUUGGAAUUUUUAAUGUUAGGUAUUCUUAACUCUUUCUCCAACAAUAUCCGAGUUGAAUUGCUUUGAAUUUUAUUGAUUGACUGAAUGCUGACUUUAGAUUUUUUUGGAAUUAGGUCUAUUCUUUUGGUACGGUUUGUUUGUUAGAAUGUGUUUGUUUGAUAUUUGUGUAAACAGUGAUGUGCUAAAGUGAGCAAGUUUUUUUCUGGAAGAAUAAGAUAGUUGAUAACAAGUUUACCCCUCAGUAUAGCAAGCUAAAAUGUACAUUUAGGAGUGUGGGUUCAGAAGGGUUGUAUUUAUCAAGUAAAUCAAUGGAAACUGCAAGGUGUUGGUUUAACAAGUUGAAAUCAAAAGAUAAGUUAAGGCCUUCAAAAAAGAAAGAAGCUGCAGGUAAUGUAAAGGAGGGAUCAAAACCACCAACAAGUGAAGAGGCACCAUCAAAUGUCACCAAACAGAGGGUAGCGGCUGCAAAGCAGUAUAUUGAAAACCAUUACAAGAAGCAGAUGAAAAGCCUGCAGGAAAGAAAGGAGCGACGUGAUAUUCUAGAAAAGAAGUUGGCUGAUGCUGAAGUUUCUGAAGAAGAACAAAACAACUUGCUGAAGUAUUUGGAGAAGAAGGAAACAGAAUACAUGCGCCUUCAGAGGCAUAAGAUGGGUGCUGAUGAUUUUGAACCAUUGACCAUGAUAGGCAAGGGUGCAUUUGGAGAGGUUAGAGUCUGUAGGGAGAAGGCAACUGGUCAUGUAUAUGCCAUGAAGAAGCUUAAGAAGUCAGAGAUGCUUCGCAGAGGCCAGGUUGAACAUGUGAAAGCUGAGAGGAAUCUACUUGCAGAGGUUGACAGUAAUUGUAUUGUUAAACUAUAUUGCUCUUUCCAAGAUGAAGAGUAUCUAUAUCUAAUUAUGGAAUAUUUACCUGGGGGAGAUAUGAUGACUUUACUGAUGCGGAAGGAUACAUUAACUGAAGAUGAGGCCAGGUUUUAUGUUGGAGAAACUGUCCUGGCAAUUGAAUCUAUCCACAAACAUAAUUAUAUUCAUCGAGACAUCAAGCCUGACAACCUGCUACUUGAUAGAAAUGGUCAUAUGAAAUUAUCAGAUUUUGGAUUAUGUAAACCGUUAGAUUGCAGUAAUCUCCAGGAAAAGGAUUUUUCUAUGGCAAACAAUCUCAGUGGGGCUCUUCAAAGUGAUGGACGGCCUGCAGCACCAAAACGAACACAACAAGAGCAAUUGCAGCACUGGCAGAGGAACAGAAGGAUGCUUGCUUACUCUACGGUUGGUACACCUGACUAUAUUGCCCCAGAGGUUUUGCUGAAGAAAGGAUAUGGAAUGGAAUGUGAUUGGUGGUCUCUUGGUGCUAUCAUGUAUGAAAUGCUUGUCGGAUAUCCACCCUUUUAUUCAGAUGAGCCGAUGUCAACUUGUCGGAAGAUAGUCAAUUGGAGAACGCACUUAAAAUUUCCAGAAGAAGCGAAACUAUCUCCAGAAGCAAAAGAUCUUAUCAGUAAACUUUUAUGUAAUGUUGAGCAGAGGCUUGGCACAAAAGGCGCCAAUGAAAUUAAGGCUCACCCAUGGUUUAAAGGUAUUGAAUGGGACAAAUUAUAUCAAAUGAAAGCAGCUUUUAUUCCUGAAGUCAAUGAUGAGUUGGACACGCAAAAUUUUGAGAAGUUUGAAGAGGCUGACAACCAAAUUCCUAGUGCAGCAAAAUCAGGUCCAUGGAGAAAGAUGCUUUCAUCCAAGGAUAUAAACUUUGUGGGUUACACUUACAAGAACUUUGAAAUUGUAAAUGAUAAUCAAUUACCUGGCAUUGCUGAAUUGAAGAAGAAGAGCUCAAAACCCAAGAGACCCUCCAUCAAAUCCCUUUUUGAGGAUGAGUCAGCUGCCGCUGCCAGUCAACCUGUUCAAGGGAGCUUCUUAAACCUCUUGCCUCCGCAAAUAGAAGCCCCGGAAAAUCAUUCCAGAAAGUGACCUCAUCAUGUGCCAUGGGCUCAGAUAUCCAAAGCUAAAAGAGCUUACUGUUCUCUGGUGAAUUUGCUUUGCCGCAUCUUACAUUUUCAGAUUUUCAGUGAGUUUUAGGGGCAAAGCCCCAAAACAAGUGGUUUGAGAUAUCAGAUUGGCUCUAGAGUCAGCUAGGAGAUUGUUUCUUUUGUAAAAUAAUAUCUGAAAGUAAAUAUUCUUUCAUAUUUGUUUUGUGUAUUUUUCCCCCACAUUUUAUGUCAAGCAGAGAGAAGUUCCUGUACGAUAAUCCCAUCGUUGUUUUUCCAUGUAAUUAUUGCAUCUUUUGCAAUUCA
Molecule: messenger RNA, 2907 nt
Organism: Theobroma cacao (cacao)
Lineage: Eukaryota; Viridiplantae; Streptophyta; Magnoliopsida; Malvales; Malvaceae
Product: AGC (cAMP-dependent, cGMP-dependent and protein kinase C) kinase family protein
Biological process (GO): protein phosphorylation
Molecular function (GO): protein serine/threonine kinase activity; ATP binding
Source: RefSeq, a predicted model, not a curated record